AUGUGGUGGUUACUUACUCAGCACUUUGGUCUUCGGAGCAGGCAAGAGCAUCACCAAAUGAAAAUGGACGACUUCAGCAUUGUCGAAGCGGACAAUGGCGUUGCGUACAUACAAUACAAAGAAGGGCCAACGAAGACCAGACAAGGCGGUUUGAAUUACAAGGCGCCUCGAAAUUUCCAACCACGAAUGUUUCAAACAGAAGGAGAAAGAUGCCCAGUUGCUUUAUUUCGGGAGUACGUAAGCCGAAGCCCUUUAAGUUUGCAGCAAACCGGCCCAUUUUAUCUCUCAGUGAAAACUAGCAGACGACCUGACGACCACAUUUGGUACAAAGUUCAGCCGAUGGGAGUAAACAAGAUCGAUUCAAUGAUGAAAAAUAUUGUAUUUGGCACGAGUUUGGAAUGUAGUGGUAAAAAAUUUUCAAACCACAGCGCCCGUAAAACAGUGGUUGGGAAGCUGAAAAAGGCAAACCUUGAAAGGUCCGACAUUGCAAAGGUUACUGGCCACAGAAAUAUACAAUCACUGGAUGACUACGACGAAGCUGACGAGCAGGAGCAACAAAAUCUUUCCUUGGCAAUUUCAAGAAGGAAUUAUACACCAGAAGAGUAA
Messenger RNA from Dendronephthya gigantea, 606 nucleotides. RefSeq lists its product as uncharacterized. Gene Ontology annotation, biological process: DNA integration; DNA recombination. The record is from RefSeq and is a predicted model, not a curated record. The coding region runs from base 1 to 606 and encodes 201 amino acids. Gene Ontology annotation, molecular function: DNA binding. NCBI's taxonomy places the organism in Eukaryota, Metazoa, Cnidaria, Anthozoa, Malacalcyonacea, Nephtheidae. The transcript is spliced from 2 exons.